UUUCCACCAUAUUAUCAGAUACUUCAAUCGGUGAUUGAAUUAUAAAAAUACUCUAAAAAGAAUAACAGAAUAAUUAGCUGCUGAUGUAAAUGUCACUAAGAAAGCCAUUUGAUUCCUAAUAAAAUAUUCAAAUAUACCACAACAAAAAUACAAUGACUCGGCUUUGCAUUUUGUUGACGGUAAUUUUGUUCAGCGUGUAUCAAACAGAACAGGCAUAUUUUUUGGAGAAAGAUUACAUCGAUCGGAUCAAUACACAAGCAACGACUUGGAUGGCGGGCCAAAAUUUUGAUCCUAAUACAACGGAAGAGACAAUUAAAAGACUCUUGGGAUCCAUAGGGGUAGAGAUAGCCAAAACAAUAAAAUCCAGCGAAUUUAAAACAAACGACGUGGCGUACGAUAACUUAUUUUAUAGAAUACCAUCUGAGUUCGAUGCUAGGAGAAACUGGCAACAAUGUGAUACAAUUGGAAAGGUUCGCGAUCAAGGAAAUUGCGGAUCAUGCUGGGCAUUAGGUCCAAGUGCAGCAUUUGCUGACCGUUUGUGUAUAGCCACGGAUGGAAAUUUUAAUGAAUUAUUGUCAUUAGAGGAAAUAACGUUUUGUUGCCAUGAUUGCGGGUUAGGAUGUAAGGGAGGGGCACCGAUAAAAGCUUGGGAAUAUUUUAUAAAAUAUGGUUUAGUUACCGGAGGAGAUUACCAAUCGGGUGAGGGAUGUCAGCCAUACGGAGUUGCACCUUGCCCUAUUGAUGAGUACGGUAACAAUGUAUUUAACAGUCAACCAAUGGAAAGAAAUCAUAAUUGUACAAAAACUUGUUAUGGAAAUCAAAAUCUCAAUUUUCAAGAAGAUCACAAAUUCAUUAGAGAUGCUUAUUAUCUAACUUAUGGAGCCAUUCAAAAGGAUGUUUUUGCCUACGGUCCCAUUGAAGCGUCAUUUGAAGUAUAUGACGAUUUUCUUAGCUAUAAAACAGGUGUAUACAUCAAAUCGGAAUUUGCAUCAUAUCUAGGAGGUCAUUCCGUGAAAUUGAUUGGCUGGGGAGAGGAAGACGGAGUCCCCUAUUGGUUAUUGAUCAACUCAUGGGGCAUAGCCUGGGGUGACAACGGGCUUUUUAAAAUUCGUCGAGGUACAAACGAGUGUAAAAUCGAAGAUUCAACAACAGGAGGGGUUCCAGUGGUUUAAUAAUUCAAUUGAUUA
Messenger RNA from Sipha flava (yellow sugarcane aphid), 1187 nucleotides. RefSeq names its product cathepsin B-like cysteine proteinase 4. The coding region runs from base 153 to 1172 and encodes 339 amino acids. Gene Ontology annotation, cellular component: lysosome. Lineage: Eukaryota; Metazoa; Arthropoda; Insecta; Hemiptera; Aphididae. Gene Ontology annotation, molecular function: cysteine-type endopeptidase activity. The record is from RefSeq and is a predicted model, not a curated record. Gene Ontology annotation, biological process: regulation of catalytic activity. The transcript is spliced from 6 exons.